This is a messenger RNA of Symbiodinium necroappetens, 1461 nucleotides long. NCBI's taxonomy places the organism in Eukaryota, Dinophyceae, Suessiales, Symbiodiniaceae. The record is from the annotation of a GenBank genome assembly.
AUGAAAACACAUGAUGCAGCAGCGGAACGAGGCCUCCCUUCACCUAGCAUUCUGGCUCGCAUCCUACAUUCUCAGCCAGCUGUUCAACCAUUCGCAACUUCAAAAGCCGAGGCGGAUGCCUUGCAGAUUCGCUCUUUGUUCCUGCGCUGCGUGGAGGGCAUCAACGAGAUCCUGUCAGUGCCGACAGCGCCGAGGAUUCUUUCGGACAGCUUCUCCAUCCUAGGGGGACCUUUGGCAGAGCAGAUCUCGAAGGCGGCGACGGAUGUGAUCGCCGAGCACUUCGACGAGUACUGCACCGCAGAGCUCCAGCGCUUGCCUCCGAGCACCUUGGCCCAAAUCCUGCGGAGAGACGACAUCUCCGUUAUGCAUGAGAACGAGAUCUUCGACUUCGUGGCGGAUGCAGCGCAGAACUUGACCUUCAGCGGAAGGGCGGCCGAGGCGACGCAGCUCUGGCAGUCCAUCCGCUUCGGCGCCCUCUCCAACAGUUACAUGGUCCGGGCGGCCCAGGUCGAGACGAUCCCGCGGAUGACGCUCAUUUGGUCCAAGGUCCUGAAUCGCAACGGCAACCAGGCCCUUGAGAAGCUGAUGAACGAGCAGUGCCUCUCCGAGGGUUGGCCUAUCCCAGCUGCGCCAAAUCCGAGGAAGCCCUUCAAGGACAUGACUUGUGCCGUGAUGUACUCCGUCGACACUGAUGCUCGCAAUGACCAGGAUGUCGAGCGAAACAUCACUGCCGCGACGCUGGUGGCCGAGGAGAUCGAGUUCCUCGGGGGCCGGGCCAUUUUGGAGAACAUCUUUGCAAGGCAACCGCCGCUGCGGGACUGUGCUGAGGGAACCAUCAUCAACAUGGAGCAGGUCGACGUGGCCUUCGUCCUGGCACCAUGGACACCCUCCGACAAGCGCAUCGCCCGUCUGAUCAACUUCGUUGACCAAGGCGGCGGGGCCGUGCUGCUCUCUUUCAUUGGCGGCCUCAGCAAGGGCGUCUGGCGAGACUUGGAAUACGAGCCACUCAUCACUGGCAAGGUUGCAGACAACACCCCGUACGAGGAUGUUUUUCUGUCUAGCUCGAACUUCUCCUGCCUGGACCGCGGGAGUUCCAAGCGAAGUCAGGACACCGUCACUCCGCCCAGGAUCCUGUGCGGCGUCGACUCCAUCAACGGACGCCGGCGGAUCACCUCCACGCUGGUAGAAGGAGCCAAGGUCCUUGCGAAGUGGAGCGACGGACAGCCUCUGGUCGUCCAGCAUCCAGACAAGAAUGUCUUCUCCAUCUCGCAGCGGGUCAGCCGCAUUUUCGAGCUUGAUGACGACCUGGGCCAUGAUGACACUCUCCAGUUGGUACUGAAUGUGAUGGUGCAGGCCGGGAAGCAAGCGAAGCGUGUCCGCGGUCUCCGGCGACUUAGCUCGGCGAAUAAAUCAGGCCAGGCAGAUUCCUUGUUGACCGGCGGCGUCAACGUCUCAUUGUGA